GCAGCUUUCUUCUGCCUGAUCCAAGUUCACCCGGAUCAAGCCUUCCAAACUACACAGGUUGUCGGUACGCACAGUCCAGGAAACCAAGGCUCUGGCAAUGGUGGAUUGCAAUUAAUUCCCAUUGCCUACGCCCGUCGAAGCGGAAGAGGAGAGGCGCUCGCACCUUCUUUUGGGUUCACUGUGGGUUUUAACUUUGGCCUCACUUGGGACCGUGGGCGUCAGGUGCGACCUCCAGCCAACCAUCUCAGUCGACCAAACCAAACCUCAGGUGUUUUCUGUCUGCCCGACUCCGCACCGUCGGCCAGGCACCGAUUCCGAACCAGCACACUACGAGCAUGACAUCGCAAACGGGCAAGGCUGGAGUCGUCGUCGCUCCCGACGAUGCGAAUAACAUGGAAAGGCUUGCCCAUGCUGUCCUCGACGAUGUAUUGUACAACAUAGUUCAUGACCUGAUCCUCAAAGUCCACCGGGACGAGAAGACAGCCCGCGCCGCUACAGCUGCCAUCCGCGUCGAGAAGCUGGCCUCCGACGCCUCUGAAGCCUCGACACCAGACUCGAAACCUGAUGUGCGGAUCGAGACCGACGCCGCGAUAUACGAAGACGGGAAGGUCACCCUGAAAGGCAAUCCUCUCAAGACGACCAAGGAGAUACUGUGUCCGCGAUGCCACCUGCCGAGACUGCUCCAUCCCACCGACGGUAAAGGGUCACGUAAGCCCGAGCCCGGCGUCGUCUACUGCAAGAAGCACCCGUUCAUUGAAAAGCCGGGCUUCGACAUCUAUGGCCAGACUUGGGUGGCGCCAGGGCCUGGCAGGGGCAAGAAGAAGAAGGAUAUGGAGAAGAAGUUGGAUCCGAACAGCGACUCGCCCGGCAUGACACCGACCCCCGACUCCAAGGAUCGCCCGCCGAACGUGCUCUCAUUCCCCUCGGCUACGUGUAGCAAGUGCAAACGAUGCAUCCUGGUCACGAGAUUGAACAAUCACAUGGGUUCAUGCAUUGGGAACAGCGGGCGGAAUGCUAGUAGGGCGGCAGCACAGAAGAUCAGCAACGGCAACGGCCACAACGACAGCACUCCGCCGUCGAGCCAGAAGGGCACCCCGCUCCCGGGUUCGAGGGCUGCCAGCCCCAGGAAGAGGGAUGGCGACGAGUUUGACGAGGAUGCGGACGAGUCCGACCCGACGAAUCCCAGAAAGAAGAAGCUGAAGGCGACAGCCAUGCCGAAGAAGGUCAUGUUGAAGGCCAAGGGCCUGAAGAAGGACAAGGUGAAGGGCAGUUCACUGUUGAGUGUGGAGCACAAGGUCAACAACGACGACGACGAUAAGAAAUCGAGUGUUGAGGUGGCGCCGAAGAAGUCCACUUCCAAGAUCCCAUCGCCGGCCAAGAAGCUGAAGUUUGCAGCCGGCAAGCCGUCCUUAUCCUCGCCCGCUCCCAACAAGAACGGGAGAGAAGCCGAUGCUGAGUCCGAGUCGUCCGGAACACUGUCCUCGCCUCCACGAUGAGUGUGUCAUCCGUCAUCGUCAUCGUCACCUCAUUAUUCGAAAUACAAGCUAGGUUGACUGAGAGACGCAGCCUAUCUUGUCUCGGCCUCACCACUUACUACAGUGGAGAGAUUUUGAGGGUUGGAAAACUGAAUUGCACUGCUCACAACAUCACUCCUGAAUUGAGCCUGUUAUUUGUGUUAAACCUCUUUGCAUUUGAUUUGGGGGGUCAUGGUGGUCACUGCAUCCCUGGAUGGUAGGUUUCUAGGGCGUUGCGAUUCUCGGCAUUGGAGUUCUGUAUCAGACACCCCACGAACACGCCCCCGCCUUUCAUUC
Molecule: messenger RNA, 1811 nt
Organism: Phialemonium atrogriseum
Lineage: Eukaryota; Fungi; Ascomycota; Sordariomycetes; Cephalothecales; Cephalothecaceae
Exons: 2
Coding region: 336-1496 (386 amino acids)
Source: RefSeq, a predicted model, not a curated record